This is a messenger RNA of Fusarium sp. VM40, 597 nucleotides long. NCBI's taxonomy places the organism in Eukaryota, Fungi, Ascomycota, Sordariomycetes, Hypocreales, Nectriaceae. The record is from the annotation of a GenBank genome assembly.
AUGCCUUCCUUCACAAACACCUUUGCUGCUCUGGCCUGUCUAUUGGCGGCCACCAGCGCUGUGCCUACAGCACUACCCCGCGCCAGCAAAUGCCCCUCCAGUGGUAAAGCCAACCACGAGCCCUCAAGUUUAUACAGCAUCUUCCCUGGCUCCCCCGGCAUCGCAAAGAAGUCCACGGGCUUCCACGUCGAAACAUACAACAACGCCUCCCAAGUCGAGCAGCUCCUUGUCUUCACCGACAUCCCCGCCAACGCCAAAGAUUGCUCCGUCGGGUGGGCCCAAGGCGAACGACCCGAGCGUCUCUUUGUCGUCAAGGGCGGCGACGCUUUGACAGAGGUCCGGCAGCUCUCAGGCUUCCCCAACACCAAGUCUGUUACAUACACGGCGGCCAAGGAGUUCGACACUGCCGAGGAGCCGGUCGGUGCUGCCGAUUUUACAAACUGGGACGACCUCCCUGCUCAGGGCCACAUUAUCGGCGGGAUUGAUUGCAAGAGCACCAUUUAUUUGAAGGCUGCUCUCCGAAACCCCGACGGCAACACAAAGGUCUUCCUCGAACAGAACAGCAAGAACGGCCUGUACAUCCAAUACACUUGCUAG